Messenger RNA from Ruditapes philippinarum (Manila clam), 3622 nucleotides. RefSeq names its product neuroendocrine convertase 2-like. Gene Ontology annotation, biological process: protein processing. The transcript is spliced from 14 exons. Gene Ontology annotation, molecular function: serine-type endopeptidase activity. Lineage: Eukaryota; Metazoa; Mollusca; Bivalvia; Venerida; Veneridae. Gene Ontology annotation, cellular component: trans-Golgi network; Golgi membrane. Bases 59 to 1951 code for a protein of 630 amino acids. The record is from RefSeq and is a predicted model, not a curated record.
GCGGCCGUAAUAAACUUUGAAAGGUUAUUGAAACAAAAUAGUGUUAGUUUGAAUAAAAAUGUCUUCUAUGAAAGUACUAUUAUUUGUGCUUUCACUGUCUGUUUUUACAGCAGCAAACAGAAAUGUAAAAAAUAUGUUCUCAAUUAAAGUUAAAGAGAAAUAUACAGAUAUACUCAUUGACGAUUUCAGGGAGAUAAAGUUGUACGUACUGUACAAGAUUACGUCAUCGGUGUACAUUUUUAAGUACCACGGACACAAACAUGCUCACCAAGUAUUGAAAGACGUACAAAAAACUUUUCCUAAUCAGGUCAUUGCCAUACAGCAAGUGAGAGAAUACAAAGAUACUUUAAAACCAACGGAUGGACAUACUGGUGACAGUACCGACAUUAGCUCGGAAAACCUGGUGUGUAGCCACUAUUACGGAAUGGAUGUACAAAAGGUCUGGGCAAAAAACAUAACAGGCAAAGGGGUACGAAUCGCCAUCAUUGAUGCCGGGAUAAAUACAGAUCUGGAGGACUUGAAACGGAAUAUUGGCAAUUGCGACCUUUGCAAGAACUUUAGUCAGAACUCUACAAAUGUAGCUCCAGAAAGCUUUAAAGAUUCAUUAGAAAAGCCGCCUUCACCUGCCGAUCAUGGUAAUAAAGUGGCAAGUAUAGUAGCAGCUGAAAAGGACAACAACAUUUGCAGCGCCGGAAUUGCAUAUGAUGCUAGAAUUGUAGUGAUUAAAGCUUAUGAGCUUGUACUAAAUGGGAGCUCCUUGUACCAUCUGACGAGAACUGAUAGUAUUUCGAGGUCAUAUGUUCAUGAGUUAGAUAAAAUCGACAUUUUUAUAAAUUCGUAUGCUUCGAAAACUCCAUUUGAUGAAUUGGACAUAUCUAUAAAAGCAGCAAUUGAUGAAGGAGCAACUCAUGGUCGUAAAGGACUUGGUACGAUCUAUGUUGUUCCUGCUGGUCCUGUUGGGAAUGCUCUCUCUCACAACAGACACACAAUUACUGUGAACGGUAUAGGAGAGCGAGGGUCAAAACCCGAUAAUGCAACUAUAGAUACAAGUUCCUUAACAUCUGGUUUACGAGAUGGAAACAAUAUUUCAGCUUCAUUCAUGGUAACAACAUCCCAUGGGAACAAAUGCAUUACGAGUUUUAAAGGUCUUUCAGCGGCAGUUUCUCAAGUUUCGGGUAUAAUAGCCUUGGGAUUACAGGCAAAUCCAAAGCUUAGUUUGAGGGAUGUGCAGCAUAUAUUAGUGAAAGCUUCCGACGUAGAACAGUUGCAAGAUAAAACUACGUUACGUACAAAUGGAGCAUGCUUAAAAUUUCAUAAUAUAUUCGGCUUUGGUCUGCUCAACGCUGAUAAAUUUGUUCAACUGGCUUUGAAUCACUCGACAGUUCCAGUCCUUUUAUCAGUCAGCGUGGAUCAGUUCACGAGGAGGAUUACAGAUAGCCUGAUACAAGAGUUUGAAUUGAUGUAUAAUUGUGCAAGCAAUAGAUGUAUAACAACCCUUGAACAUGUCGAGAUCUCGUUGAAUUUUACAACAACAACUGACCAUAUGAAAGUGGAAAUUAUCUCACCCAGCAACACUUCCUCGAUUGUAAUGGACAGAAAUGUCAGCCAGGAAGGCUUGCCCUAUAGUAGAGAAGGACGAAUCGUGACAGUUCAUUUCUGGGAUGAGGUACCUCAAGGCAUGUGGACAGUGAUUAUACAAAAUAAGCACCUUCGUGAAAUCACAAGUGUUCACAAUAUAUCUUUAACAUUGUAUGGAACAAAGCGCACGCACGUUCCCUGGACGGAUUCUGGAUGGAAAUGGCUACACUACGUUUUACUUAUUCUUGGUAUACUCGUCAUAGUCAUACUUGUUGGCAUUAGUGUCUACAUAUUGUGGAAAAAACAGUUUAAAAAACCUAAACCAGGUAAAAGUCCUAAAGUUAGUUACACCGUUGUUAAUAAAAAUAGAUGAUUAUCCUUUAUUACUUUGUUGACGACAUUUUCUUAAAGGAAACCAAUAUGAUAUAUAUGGAAAUUUCAUCCACAUUGUAAUAAUUAUAACUGUCCCUCAUUUUAAGUAUGUUCAACAUCGGAUUCAUUUGUAACCAGCAACAGAUUUAACAUAAUCAUCUGCAAUAAGCUUACUUCAUUUCUGGAAAGAUAAACACCAGUUUACACAAAAUAAAACAAUAACAGUCAUACCUACUCUUUGUUAUAUAUCACAUAUUGAUAAUGAACGUUUUAAGGUUGCCGAUUUUAAAAAGAACUAAACAAUUUAUGUAAGUCUGUCUUGCUAUAUAUUGGAAUGAUUGAAUUUUUUUUUAUUUUUAACUUUAAACUUUGUCCGGGGCAUAACCUUCAAACCACAGAGGUAUCAGAGGGAAUCAACAAGAAACUUUGUAGGUAGAUAGAAUCAUUUAGUAAAAGUCACUGCAUAAGAAACGUAUUCCAGCCAUGCCUAAUUUUUGACUUAUUGCCCUUUUUGUUUUUACACAUUGAACUUUGCUUGGGACAUUACUCUGAAACUACAACAGAUAUCAACAAAAAACUACUUCUCUGUGUGGGAGCAUCACCUUGUCCGACCAGCUCUUGUCUUCUGUGAUGUUUUAUUUCAUGCAUUUAUUUCAAACUCACGACUUUCUGCAUUGUUGUUUUAUCAUUAUUAGAUAUUGUUCAUGUUAUUGCAUAAUACUGAUUUUUUUUCUAUUUCAUGAGUGAAAUGGUCAGUUAAAAAUAAAAACUAAUGAUAUAUAUUGUGUAAUACAUGAAAACAAGCACAGAAUUAUUUUUUAAAAAAUGUAAGAUACAUGAUACGAUAUUACAUAACCAUACAAAGCAAGAUAAUUAAUUGUUCUAGGAGAGUGUUCAGACUAAUUUACUUGGACUAUAUCAACAUUUUCCCCGCUAAAUGUUUUAUAAAAUUUUCUAAAUAAUACAAUUCUAUUGUUUUCAUGAAAUUUUUAAAACAAGUAUGGAAAAUGUGUCCAUUGUAUACCAACCCACAUAAAGCAGAUUGGCAUACGUAUAUAUGUUGUACAAUUAUAUUAGAAAAAGGUAUAUCUACCAAUAUUACAUAAUAAACCCAAAUACAUGUAUGUAUAAAACUGCAGACCUCAUUCAGUACAAAUUGUAAACAAUUUGGAAAUGUUUAUCUAUAAAGCCAACGAAUCUACAAUAUAAUCUUAGACAAUAACAGAUAAAUAUAGAUCAUAAUAUUCAAAACUGUAUUAUAUAUAAUUAUUUAAUUAAUUUCCUUUUUGGAAAUUUUAUAAGAAUUUGCAUUAUCAUGUUACUCUAAUCACGAUUAACACUAAAUCAUUUAAUCCCAUUUUCCUAUUUUCAAACUGUGUUUAUUACCAUUCAAAUGUAUCAUGUUCACUAUUUCCUUUUUUCUCUUAUUCUUAUAAUUAUUUUAUUUUAUUGUCCUUAUGCUCUUUUUAGUUGUUAAAUUUUGUUAUUUUAAUGUUGGUGUUAAAUUCGUAAGAAAUUCCAAUUCGUGUUACAGUUAUAUAAAAGCAAAAACUAAUUUGAAAGGAAACAGAUCCUCAAUAAUGUUUAUAUAUUGUAAAGUUGGAUUCAAACUACAACAUAUUAUAUAAUCAUAACAUGAUAUUGCAUGAUAUUACUUAAGAAGUAUAGCAUA